This is a messenger RNA of Callithrix jacchus (white-tufted-ear marmoset), 3483 nucleotides long. It is a transcript of the gene HEATR3, whose product is annotated as HEAT repeat containing 3. Gene Ontology annotation, biological process: ribosomal large subunit biogenesis; protein import into nucleus. Lineage: Eukaryota; Metazoa; Chordata; Mammalia; Primates; Cebidae. The record is from RefSeq and is a predicted model, not a curated record.
UCCGCGCGCCUGCCUUCGCCCCGCUGUCGACGCGCCGCGCGCCUGCGCACUGGUUCCCCAUGUGUUCUCCAGCCGUCAGCCGGCCCAGCUGAGCAGCAGUGGGAAAGUCCUUUGGCAACGGACCUUGUCACCAGCGCGGUAGCCUCCAUCACCUGCUGCUGCCCUCCUCUCUCGGUGGUCCGCACAGUGCACGUCGCCAUGGGCAAGAGCCGGACGAAGCGCUUCAAGCGACCUCAGUUCUCCCCUACGGGCGACUGUCAGGCCGAUGCUGCUGCGGCGGUGAAUGGGACCGGAGGCGAGGAUGACGACGGGCCGGCGGUGGAACUGCUGGAAAAACUCCAACACCCGAGCGCCGAGGUCCGCGAGUGCGCCUGCGCGGGACUGGCCCGGCUGGUGCAGCAGCGGCCCGCGCUCCCUGGCCUGGCGCGUCGAGACGCGGUGCGCCGCCUCGGGCCGCUGCUGCUGGACCCCAGCCUGGCGGUCAGAGAGACUGCAGCCGGCGCGCUGAGAAAUCUCAGUGCUUGUGGAGGUUUUGAAGUUUGUGAUGACAUGGUGACUAAGGAUAUCAUGACCCCUCUGGUUGCGCUGCUAAAAGAGUGUAGUGCUGGACUGGAUUCAAAUGAGAUGUCUCCACAGGAGAAAAAAGAUCAGAAGAGAAAUUCUAUUGAGAAUAUAGCCAAUGAGGCUGUGAAUGUGCUGUGGAAUAUAUGUGAAUGCAGUAGUAGAGCAGUGUCUAUAUUCAACAAAGAAGGGUGUUUGGAGAUUGUGUUAAAGUAUUUAAGUAGGUUUCCCACCAGUGUUGACCUGGCUAUUUCAGUAGCAUACUGUUUGCAGACAGUGACUGAGGAUAACCCAGAGCUGCUGAAGUCUUUCAGUGCUACGGCAUUGCACGUGCUGGAAUCAGUACUGCUUUCUCCUGUCAGUUCCAUGGAAUCCCUUCUAUUGAAGACAUUGGUGGCAGGCACAAUUUGGAAUCUAAAGGACAUUAUUCCAUGCAAGAGUCAAGCAGAAAUCAUAAAUGCCUUACUAAAGAUCUUAGCUGAAGUUUUGGAAAUGGAUACUGGUGAAACAGUUAUUCAAAUGAAAGAGGCUGAAAUGCAAAGGCUGAAAACUGCAGCAGAGGCUGAGGAAAUAUUAGAGAACACUAAUGGUGAUGAUUUGAUUGAAGAUGAUGAAAUGGAAGGCAUUUCUCGUAAAAGAAAAGUCAGAAGGAAAACUUUCGUUUCAGAUUUACUUCCGGCCACUGACAAGGAACUGAGAGAGACUAUGGCAUUGCUGACAGCCCAACAGACUGCUCUGGAAAUUAUCGUCAACAUGUGCUGCAAUGAAGAUCCCUCCGAUGACGAAUGGGAAGAGCUUUCUAGCAGUGAUGAAAGUGAUGCAUUUAUGGAGAAUUCCUUCAAUGAAUGUGGGGGACAGCUGUUCUCUCCCCUCUGCCUCUCCCAUGAGGUUCACACGGCUCUCACCAACUACCUCAUCCCAAAGAAGGUUUUUGAGAAAACAGCCUUUCCAAACAGCAUUGCAGUUGACAUAUGUUGUAGGAACCCUACUUGGAAACCUUUGAUUAGAAAAAUGAACACUAUCCAGUGCAGAGCCCUCCUGUGUCUCCAGAGUCUUGUGGCCCUCCUGGAUGUGGAGCACCUGGGAGGAGCUGCAGCCCUUCAGACGCUUGCACAGCAUCUGUCACAGCUGCUUUUUUCUCAACCAGAUUUUGCUAAACGUGCUGACUUUCUAGAAGCCAUAAGUAGUGCUUUGAGGGCCCUUUUGCAAACAAUGGCCUCCAAGAACAUUUCCCAGUGCAUGACUCCUGAUCAGCUGAUGACAUUAUGCAGAGGGGGCAUUCACAGUAGUAACGUCGGGGUUAGAGUGAAUGUCGUUAGCAUUUUAGGAAUCACUGGCAGCGUCCUUGCCAAAGAAGAUGGUACCCUUGAAACUCUUAAGAAUAUUGGGUGCUUUCUGCUUGAGGUUACCACCAAAGAUCCUUCCCUUGUGGUAGCAGGAGAAGCUUUGGAUGCCCUCUUUGAUGUUUUUGCAGAUGGUAAAGAAGCUGAAAGAGCCUCAAUUCAAAUUAAAUUAUUAUCCGCUCUGAAAGAAUUCCAGCCGGUUUUUAAAAUGAAGAUACGCAAAGAAGGGAAAGGGAAUUAUAGCACAGAUCAGCUGUGUGUUCUUGACAAUGUGAAGAUGAAUUUGAGAAGGUUUAUUGCAUAUCAAGAAACUGUUGAGAAAAGAGUGACUUCUUAAUCCAAGGAAGAAACCACUUCUUCCUCAAAGUAUUCAAUGCUCAGAAUACUAAAAGGUUUUCUUUGAAUGUAUGCAUUUCUGAAAGUCAUUCUUUAAUGCUUACUUUCUGUAAAAACUUCCAAAACUGGCCAGCCGUGGUGGCUCAUGCCUGUAAUUUCAGCACUUUGAGAAGCCGAAGUGGGCAGAUCACUUGAGGUCAGGAGAUCGAGAGCAGCCAGGCCAACAUGGUGAAACCCUGUCUCUACUAAAAAUAUAAAAAUUAGCCAAGCGUGGUGAUGCAUCCCAGCUAUUUGGGAGGCUGAGAGGGGAGAAUUGCUUGAACCUGGGAGGUGGAGGUUACAGUGAGCUGAGAUCAUGCUACCGCACCCCAGCCUGGGUGACACAGGGAGACCCUGUCUCCAAAUAAAAAAACCUGUCAGAAACUGUUUUGUUUUGUUUUGUUUUUUAACUUGAGAUGCAGCCUCACUCUGCCGUCCAGGCUGGACUACAGUGGCUCAAUCUUGGCUCACUGCAACUUCUGCCAUUCCAGGUUCAAGUGAUCCCCCUGCUUCAGCCUCAUGAGUAGCUGGUGUUAUAGGCACCCACCACCACACCUGGUUCUUUUAAUAGAGACAGGGUUUCACUAUGUUGGCCAGGCCAGUCUCAAAUUCUUGACCUCAGGUGAUCCGCCCACCUUCCCUUCCAAAGUGCUGGUAUUAGAGGUGUGAGCCACCGCACCUGGCCAGAAACUCUUUAUUAAGCGUUGAGAUCUGUGUGGCAUUUCUAGCGCUAAAUUGUGUCUUCCACAUAUUUUAAUCAUUGGAAACUCAAAGGGUGGAAAAGUGGAAGCACAAAGGAAUCUCAGGUAGCUCUUAACCAAUUUGCAAGCAGUAAAGAAACUUCAAUCAUGUUUUCCUUGAAAUUUGGAGAAAAAAUCCAAAGCUUUGUUUGGAUACUUAAAAAAAUGCUUUUUAAGGCAUUUUAUAUUAGCUUAACCUUAAACUGAAAUAUGAAGACAGGGUUUAUAAACUAGCUUUUUUAUAUGAAGUAUACAAAUUAUGUCUGCUUUUUGUGAAGAAGUGAAUGAGUUGAAUUUGUAUUUCACUACUUACUAGAGUAUACUAAUGAGCUAAUGGAGUCAUUGCCAUCCUCCUUACUCAUCAAUUUGAUGAGUUAUCGCUGUAACAUCACUCCUUGAUUUAAUUUGAUGUGGAAUCAGAAUUGGAAGAAGAUAUUUUUAAAUAAACAACUUUUUAAUGGAAA